Molecule: messenger RNA, 996 nt
Organism: Dichomitus squalens LYAD-421 SS1
Lineage: Eukaryota; Fungi; Basidiomycota; Agaricomycetes; Polyporales; Polyporaceae
Exons: 2
Coding region: 1-996 (331 amino acids)
Source: RefSeq, a predicted model, not a curated record
AUGUGGCUGCUCAAUACCGCCCGCGCCGAGCUCGCGUUCUUUCCUACACCCGAGAGCGUGCCCGGGGGCUACACGAUCCUCUCCCAUGUCUGGGGCAAAGACGAGACAACCUUCCAGGACAUCCAAAACCUUCGUGCUAAAUGCGCCCAGCUCUCGAACGACUCCAUCCGCAACUUCUGCAUUCUGGCCGAGAAGCACGGACACAAGUGGGCGUGGGUCGACACCUGCUGCAUCGACAAGACAAGCAGCGCCGAGCUCACAGAAGCCAUCAACUCCAUGUACCGCUACUACUCCCUCGCCGACGUCUGCUAUGCCUACCUGCACGAUGUCCCUACGAGUUCUGUCGACGUCCUCGAACAGCCCGAAUCUGCCUUCCGGAAGAGCAGGUGGCAUCGGCGCGGAUGGACGCUGCAGGAGCUGAUCGCUCCCGAGCUCGUUGUCUUCCUGUCCCAAAGCUGGGAAUUGUUGGGCACGAAAGCGGACUUGGCACCUCUUCUGGAGAGCAUCACAAGGGUGCCGGUCGGCGUUUUGCAGCUGGAUAAUGUGCCCGCGGACUACUGCAUCGCCGCCCGGAUGGCCUGGGCGGCCGAUCGCGAGACGACGCGUCCCGAGGACGAGGCGUACUGCCUGAUGGGCAUCUUCGGGAUCUUCAUGCCCGCGAUCUAUGGAGAAGGCAGGAACGCGUUCCGCAAGCUGCAAGAGAAGAUCAUGAAGCAGUCAGAAGACGGGUCUAUCUUCGCCUGGGGAAGGGUGUGCAACGGAGAGCCGCAGCUCGAGCAUGAGGCUGGUUUGCGUACACAGUCGCCGCAGUUCAUCGACAGUGUCUUCGCACCCUCCCCGUCUGCCUUCGUUGUGGGGCACGACAUCGAAUAUAGGUAUGACGAGAUUACCAUCGCAAAGAAGAGGACGCCUUGGUAUAACUUCAAGGCGGUGAGGCUUUACACCGCACCUGUACAUACGACACGCUUACCGAAUGUGUAUGCAGCGCAAACGUGA